AUGACGACUUUCACAGCUCUAAAUGGGUCAUCACCCAGGCCAACUGAGAUCUCCAACGGUGCUCGGGAGCUUGAACGCGGAAACGGACAGUCUGCUGGUCCAGACCCAAGAUCCGCUAGUGAUGUUGCAGUCAGCCAGAGAGAACGGGACCGGGAAAACUGGGGCACUUCAACCCGUGAAAGGCAUCCGUAUCCUGUGGCAAAUUACCACGAUGCUGAACCUGCCCCAAAACGGAUGCGGACAGAUUCCGAUCCUCACUCUCCCAGGCGAGAGCACAGGCCUUCACCCAUUUCCACUGAGCGGCCCGACAAGUUCGGAACAGAGAGAACUCCCAUUGAACGGACUGAAAGGUUGGAAAGAACGGAAAGAAUGGAGAGAGUGGAGAGGCCUGAAGUAACAGAGAAGGCGGAGCAAUAUGAACCCCCACGGCCUCCGUCCAACCCCCAUGACCGCUAUCCGUCUCCCCAAAAGGAAGGAUAUCGUGGUUACGAAAAUCGUGAGAGCGAUGACCGAUGGCGCUCUCAGCAGGCCAGAAGUGAGAGGAACGCAAGCUACGAUGCAGCUUACUCGGCCGGGCCAGUAUCCGGCCAGUCCGAGGAGCCGAUGGGCGAACAUAUGCGCAGAGCGACCAGUCAAGCAGACAGCGGCGACUACGAAAAUCAGAGCCCCGAUGGCGACGACAACCGCUACUCGGAUCAGUACACCCCUGAGCAGCGCAGAGAUGGCACCGUUCAGUCCGACCCCAAGAAGCGGAAACGAAAUUUCAGUAAUCGGACGAAAACCGGUUGCCUGACGUGCAGGAGGCGCAAAAAGAAGUGUGAUGAGACAAAGCCUCAGUGUACCAACUGCAUCAAGGGUUCAUUCCAAUGUGCUGGUUACCCACCACAGAGGGGUAACUGGCAGAAACCUGAGAGCAAGCCAGCCCAAGUCAACAUCGAGUCCAAGGAUCCCAACUAUGUCCCUCUUGGAGCAUAUGGGAUGCCGCAGCAACCGAUCCCCCCUUACACCAGCAACACUGCUCCGAUACUGAGCCAACCAAAGCAGCGCGAGCCUUUCCCGAUGGCGCGUGGGCAGCAACCCACUCUCCGCAUCACACCGCCUCAAGGACGGCCUCUUCAAAGCGACGACGACCGGCUCACGGCAUCAACUCUUCCUAGUGCAUCGGUUAUUAGCCCAGACAACAAACUGUCCGCCCUCUCAGCUUAUCCUUCAAACGUCUUCCCCACGCCCAUCAGUGCCCGGACGCCCCUUAGAGAGUAUGCGAGAGUGCCCCCGCUCCACGAUUUGACGAGGACAGACCCUGACCACCAACCACCGCCGCCACCACCGCCUCCUCAAAGCGCCAUUUCCGCACAUCCUCCAUACAACCUCCAUGGUAGCCGAACGGACACGCCAACAUCAGCGGUCCAGCCUCUAAUCACAUCUCAGCCACCUUCAAGUGCCGUACAGGCGACUGCGCAGCUAGCACUAUCCCAUGCGCAGUCGCAUACUCCGUCCAGCGCUACCGUGCCCCCCGUGCGAAGGGAGAAAGACGAGAUGAUCAGUGGACGAGCCUUUUAUCCCUUCGACAAGGAGCUUGUGCUAGAACGCGAGAGAUGCAAUGCAGCUUGUUGGAGAUUCAACAACUCGACCAAUCCUAACAUUGGCGUAUCACCUGCUGAACGCGCACGACUUUUCAAAGAGAUCUUGCACCCACGCGAAGGUGUUCAGUUGACGCCCAACCAGCUAUCACCCAUAGGCCGUAUUGGUCAUGUUGGUGAUAACGUUUCGGUCGAGGCCCCGUUCAACUGUGACUAUGGGUACAACAUCUCCAUUGGCAGUAACGUGUCUAUCGGCCGGAACUGCCUGAUUACCGACUCUUGCGAGGUACGCAUUGGCCACAAUGUGAUUAUCAGCCCGAAUGUCAGCAUCUAUACAAACAGCUGCUACACAGACUGGAGGCGCCGUGAUGGGCACAGGGGUGCGCAGUUUGGCAAGCCAGUCAUCAUUGACGACGAUGUCUGGAUUGCGGCAAACGUGGUCAUCUUGCCCGGUGUAAAAAUCGGAAGGGGGUCAACGGUUGGGGCUGGGUCAAUUGUUUCGAGGGUAAGUGUCAAUCCCUAG
Molecule: messenger RNA, 2103 nt
Organism: Neurospora tetrasperma FGSC 2508
Lineage: Eukaryota; Fungi; Ascomycota; Sordariomycetes; Sordariales; Sordariaceae
Exons: 2
Coding region: 1-2103 (700 amino acids)
Biological process (GO): regulation of DNA-templated transcription
Molecular function (GO): zinc ion binding; acetyltransferase activity; DNA-binding transcription factor activity, RNA polymerase II-specific
Source: RefSeq, a predicted model, not a curated record